AUGCGUUCCUUCAUCACCGCCUCAGUCCUUGUUGCCGGCGCUCUAGCCAGAUCAACCGAAGACUACAUCAAGUGCGCCACCCCUAAGAGUGCCGCCCUCGGCCACAUUGACACAUCAAAAUUCACCACCUGCACCUCCAAAACCUCUCAAGAAUGCUUCUGCGCCAACAAAUCCGCCAUCGAAGCCCUGACAACCUCAACCAACCCAGCCUGCGCAGGCCUGGACCUAAGCACCCUAGCCAGCACCCUCUGCAGCAGCGACAGCGAUCACGAAGCCGCACCAGCCCGACAUGCAAGCAGACCCAUGCAGCUGGUCAACGAUAAGCGCGCCUACGCACCUGAAGCUGCCGUCCCGCGUGUCGUCUACGUGACCGAGACCCGCACCGACUGCAGCUGCAAGAGCACGCCUGUUGCUCAGAGCCCUAUGCAUGUCUCCCAGAUCCCUGUUGAUGUCCCAGCGGCUAGUAGUGUGGCGUCUGUGGCGGCAGUAUCGUCGACACCCGCUGGUCGUCAGCAUGGAUUUAUGGGUGGUGCGGCUUCGUCAUCUGUGAUUUUUGGUCCUGGAGCCACGCCUUCGGCUAGACCUUCUGGUGUUGAUCCUACUCGUUUCUCGCCUUUCCAGGGCGCGGCGGCUGCAGGAGCUUCCGUGCAUGGGGGUGUUGCGGCCCUAGGGGUUGCGGCUGUUAUGGCGGUUAUGGUUGCUUUGUAG
Penicillium expansum is the source of this 708-nucleotide messenger RNA. RefSeq lists its product as uncharacterized. The record is from RefSeq and is a predicted model, not a curated record. Lineage: Eukaryota; Fungi; Ascomycota; Eurotiomycetes; Eurotiales; Aspergillaceae. The transcript is spliced from 2 exons. The coding region runs from base 1 to 708 and encodes 235 amino acids.